AUGAGGCUUGGCGUGCCCCUCGUCACACAAGAUGGCCGGUCGCUGGCGCGCGGGCCGUUGCGCCGGCGUACCCUGAUUGGGAUUGUUGUCCAUGUUGGUUCCGAAGCUGUUCUCGAAGCACUUGGCAUAGAAGGCCAACGUCCUAGUACAGCUGCGCAAUGUGUCGCGCACAGCGCAAUAAUAGAAUUUCCCUGUGGUGUUUGGCCUUGUUUCAUCCCGGACUUGGUUGACAGCGUGUGCAAAGAAGGUGUUCCUGACUCAUUGAAAGCAGCAUGUCUCGAGCCUAUUGGCUACAUCUGUCAAGACAUCCAACCUGCAGUUCUUGCCAAAGUAUGGAACAGUAUCCUGACAGCCAUAGUCAAUGGGAUGCGUUUACCUGAUGAGAACAUUCGGUUAGCUGCUGUCAAUGCCUUGCUGACUUUGCUUGAGUUCACGCAGAACAAUUUUGCCGUCAAAAUAACUCUGGAGGCCAUAAAUUUGGACACGAGCGAACUGGUGCUGCAAGGAAUAGAAUUUUGGAGCACGGUGUGCGAAACCAAACUGGACUUCUAUCAACGCGUCAGAAGCAGCGGAGUUGGAGCGACCCGCGCUGGCUGA
Notodromas monacha is the source of this 597-nucleotide messenger RNA. NCBI's taxonomy places the organism in Eukaryota, Metazoa, Arthropoda, Ostracoda, Podocopida, Cyprididae. The record is from the annotation of a GenBank genome assembly.